Molecule: messenger RNA, 363 nt
Organism: Aspergillus puulaauensis
Lineage: Eukaryota; Fungi; Ascomycota; Eurotiomycetes; Eurotiales; Aspergillaceae
Exons: 3
Coding region: 1-363 (120 amino acids)
Source: RefSeq, a predicted model, not a curated record
AUGUCUGCACCAAAAGGCCCUUUCACCCUCGUCACCGUCAACACAGCCCCUGAGCGGGCGAAGCGGCUCAUCGGCCGCUUGAUUGAGGCCCUCAAGGACCGGUAUACGAUUAUCCAUGUCGAUAACUGCGAGAGUAUCGACCAAGUCGCUCCAAAGGUGACAGAACACAAGCCCGAUGUCUUGUUCAGCGCAUCCAUGUGGUCCGCCGAGCAAGCCGCAGAAAUCCAGUCCGUUGCGCGCUCAAUCAGGCCGGAUAUCAAACUGCAUGCGAUACCGCAGGGGCUGCAGGUUGAGAGGGGACCCGAUGCAAUUGUCGAAUAUCUUGUUGAGAAUGUGCCGCCGCUGUUGGACGGGGAGAAUUAA